Coregonus clupeaformis (lake whitefish) is the source of this 3154-nucleotide messenger RNA. RefSeq names its product gastrula zinc finger protein XlCGF26.1. Gene Ontology annotation, molecular function: DNA-binding transcription factor activity, RNA polymerase II-specific; RNA polymerase II transcription regulatory region sequence-specific DNA binding. Gene Ontology annotation, biological process: regulation of transcription by RNA polymerase II. The record is from RefSeq and is a predicted model, not a curated record. Bases 112 to 1893 code for a protein of 593 amino acids. Gene Ontology annotation, cellular component: nucleus. The transcript has 4 exons. Lineage: Eukaryota; Metazoa; Chordata; Actinopteri; Salmoniformes; Salmonidae.
AAACCCCACCGAAGAAGAAGGUGUAUUGUCAUACGGUCUAUCACAGACAUUGUCGAUGCAGGAAAGACAGGGGAGUCCAAGUUGGAGGUAAAAGUCCAGUUGAAAUGUGUGAUGAAACAGUUCGUGACACAGACUAUUAUCAAAAUCAACCAGUUGAUCUCCAAAGGUACUGCAGCUCUGCUUUCAAAGAUAUGCCAGAGUCAAAGUGAGAUUAAAUCACUGAAAAUGAAGCUAUUGGAGAUUACUGAUGGUAAGGAGAUACCUGAAAACACAGUGGAAGAGGAGGAAUGGACGGGAUUAUUAUAUUCACCGGAGUUUGCAGAGGAUUUUGAGGUUGACGUGCCAACUCCCAUUGGUGAGGCUGACAAGACUACAAAUUGCAAGGAGACCACAAUCAGUGUUAAAACUAUAGAGAUGAAACAAUGCUUUAUAUCUCUGGCAAAAUUACCUUCCUCACUCACUAAGUCUAACAAACAGGGGCCAAAUACAACCAAACAGGCAGCAAGUAGGCAUACAGACAGAGAGGCAGAAAGCAGGCCUACAGACAUUCAGGCCCUAAGUACAGAUGCCCAAAGUCUCAUUGGGGACUCUGUGCUAUCCACUAGACCCAGGAGGGAAAAGAAGAGAACAGAAGCACCCACGGUGGCAGAAUCAGACGGAAGUAAGGAGAACGCUGAUGAUGACCAAUGGGAGGAGGAGAAUGCUAAUGCCAGACAAACCUCGAGUGACGAAUCUCUUCACAACAGAAAGCAAAGGCCAAACAGGAAACAAAAUAAGACUACCAACACCAGGAAAGAGUACCUCUGUCCGGACUGCGGUAAGGUUUUUAAGAAAUUAUGUAAUUUUAAACAGCAUCAACAGACUCACACAGGACAGAGACCUUAUUGUUGUGAAUUAUGUGGGAAAUGUUUCCCGACUGCUUGGAAGCUCAGAAAUCACCAAUUAGUGGUCCACAGGGGAGAGAAGCCGCUAGAAUGCCCAAAAUGUGGGAAGUGCUUUGCAACAAAGAGUUAUUUGGACAAACAUGAAAGCGUUCAUUCAACAGAGAAACCGUUCCGAUGCCUCGUGUGUCAGAAGUGUUUUAAAAGUAAAAAUGGCCUCAAGGAACAUACAAUGUUGCACAAUUCUACUUCAAACUCAUAUGCUUGUGACAAAUGUCCAAAAACCUUCGUAAAGUUGAAAUACCUCAAGAAUCACCAGCUAACUCACAGAGGAGGAGGAGCUCACCGUUGUGAAUUGUGUGGAAAAGGUUUCAAGUCUCCUUCCGAACUCAAACAGCACCAAGCAUCAGUCCAUAGGGGAGAGAAGCCGUUCCAAUGUCCGACAUGUGGGAAGUGCUUCGCAAAAAAAGAAAAUUUGAAAAUUCACGCAAGUGUUCAUUCAGAAGAGAGAGCAUUCCAGUGCUCUCAGUGUCAGAUGUGUUUCAAAACCAAGUAUACGCUUAGCGACCAUAAGAAGACCCACGCGGACUCCAAGCCAUAUGCUUGCGACAAAUGCCCAAUGACCUUCAUUCGGUCGAGGUACCUCAAGAUGCAUCAAGCCUCGCACCUGACCAGCAAGCCGUUAGCGUGCAGCUACUGUGGGAAAGGCUUCAAAGGUGAACGUGAGCGCAAGAGACACGAACGCACACACACCGAAGAACCACCUUAUACCUGUGACGAAUGUGGCAAGGGUUUCUAUAAACAGGAAUCGUUAAAAGUCCAUGCAGCCUUGCACACCGGAGAGAAGCCGUUCGCCUGUGAUUACUGCGGUAAAACCUUUGCUCUGGCGUCCUACCUUAAAACCCAUAUAGCAAAAGUUCACUCUGUCACCGAACUCCACGUCUGUGGGAAAUGUGGCAAAAAAUAUAAGGAUAUCAUACAUUUCAGAAGCCAUAUGGUUCAGGGUUGUUGAGAGGAGGCUGCGGCAUUGGUUUGCUUGAAUUAAACAAUUGAUCUCUUUCUAAUAUUGGAGAGAAUCUAAUACCCCUUCCUAAACGAAGCCCCUGGGAGGACGCAGGUUAAAGGCACAACUUGUAGCUUUCAUUCUGACAAUGCUUUGAUAUUCAUUGUUAUUUUGGAAUUGUGAAUAAAGUUGUAACAUGUUCUUGUUAUACUACAAUCAUGCAUGUUUACUUUUUAAUCACUGUUAAACGUGGCUAUAUGAUAGAACAGAAUCAACAUACGUUUUGAAAUGAUUUUGAUAAAAUCAUACUUUGACCAUGUAAAAUAUAAGGCUAUAAUGAGUCACUCCAAACCAUGAAUAAUAGGGCCCAUUACCCAGUCACUACUCAACCACGACUCAGUCACUACUCAAACCCAUCAAGAAGUUUAUUUCACAAUAAUACAUUGAGCAGACAGACACCCUCCCUGAGUUGACACAUCUCCAAGUUUAGAAGUCAUGAAGGUCAUGCAGGGAUGGAUUUAGUGAUGUGAAACAUUCUGAAAGUUGCAGAUAGAAAUGGAAUGAAUAGAGCUCACACAAUUCUUUAUUCUGACAACUAAUCUACAUGAUAAAUUUUUUAAUCUGAACGUUCUGUAGCAACAUCCUUCUGAACAGGACCCAGUUGUGGCUACUGUAGCUCAUAGUAAGGGCCAGGAGUUUUCACAUGACCAUGUAACCUCAGAGGGGAUUUCCACAAGACGAUAAUUCGGAUAGCCACUCAUGUGGGUGCUAGCAAGCACGCUAGGUAGUGCUAGGUAUCAACAGCCAAUCCAGGAUGGGCUGGAAGCCAUAGUGAGCUUCGAUUUGUCAAUAGCUUCACGAUAUCGCAGAGUUUUUGCAUAAAGCUCAGCUUUCCCCAUCUUCGGACCCUCCAUGUUGAAGCUCCAUCGCCCAUACUGGCAUCGCCCAAUGGUUCUCCAUUGAAAAGGAAUGAUGCUCUGAUGUUUCAGCGUCCCCAACAUGUUAUGUGAAAAUGCAGUAUUUCUCUCUCACACUAUCCACUAGUGCACACCAGAGGUCGGUGUAUUCCAACCUCAUACAUUAUAGGUAUUACACUCACUCAGAGAUGAGUCAAUAUCACUAUGAGGUGCCUUUGGUGUCCUCAUCAGACUCACUCAGUCAUCAUGAAAAUGUAGCAGAAUAAUGAAAGUCUGAGGUCUUAUUAUAAGUGGCCAAACAUUUGCACACAUAUCAGUAGAAUGAUAAGUCUCUAAAAAAGUGUUUCCUUCAU